AUGUCAUCCCCCUUCUCACUCCCCGCGGCCCUCAACCUACCCACAUCUAGCAGUGAGAGUGUUGCGGACGCUAUUCAUCGCUGUGCUUUGGCUUGGGACACAAACGAUGCAGCCCUAUUUGAUUCCAGUUUCAUGCCUGACGGCAUAUUCGAAGUCAAUGAUCACACCAUGAAAGGCUUGCCCGAAAUCCAUGCCAAGGGACUCGCCCUAAUCUUCAAACUUGAUACGACGCACAUAGUCACCAACGUGCGUGUCCAAAUGAGAGAGGAAAGGGAGGCCAGCCUGACAGCUACCGUGUUAGUACAACACUUUGCCAAGGGCAAGGGCAUGGAACCUGGUCAAAGGAGCCUGAUGUCAGGUAGUCUUUAUCAUGCUGAGCUAGCCAUUGACACGGAUGGGCUGUGGAAGUUCAAGCACUUAAAGAUCAAAUCUAUCUGGGUGGUGGGUGACUAUAGCAUUAUUGAAGACAACUUUAGCGAGGUUGGAUGGCAAAUGGAGUGA
Molecule: messenger RNA, 501 nt
Organism: Trichoderma harzianum CBS 226.95
Lineage: Eukaryota; Fungi; Ascomycota; Sordariomycetes; Hypocreales; Hypocreaceae
Exons: 1
Coding region: 1-501 (166 amino acids)
Source: RefSeq, a predicted model, not a curated record